AUGAGUGCAGGGUCGGGAGUGGGCUGCUGCAGACAGCAGUCUGGCUGUCAGUGGACUGAGAAUAAGCCCUGCCUGGUCAUAGGCCAGUGUGAUCCAGAGUCAAUUCAGAGAAAACCUUUAACUUACGCCCUGGGUGUUGCCUGUCCACAGUUUCCUGGUGGCUCACCGCUUCUGCCUGCUCCAGCCUUGCUCCGGCAGCUUCAAGGCUUCUGGGCUUCAGAGCUUGUUGUGAAAGCUUGCUGCUUUGGCCUGCUACCCCUGCUUCAGAUUGAGUUUGAGGAUUCUACUAGCAGCAAAUCAAGUCACUUGGAACAGCAACUUGAAGAAGCUAAUUCUGUGAGGCGAGAACUAGAUGAUGCUUUUAGACAAAUCAAGGCUUAUGAAAAACAAAUCAAAACAUUACAACAAGAAAGGGAAGAAUUAAAUAAGGAACUAGUCCAGGCUAGUGAGCGAUUAAAAAACCAAUCCAAAGAGCUGAAAGACGCACACUGUCAGAGGAAACUGGCCAUGCAGGAAUUCAUGGAGAUCAAUGAGCGGCUAACAGAACUGCACACCCAAAAACAGAAACUUGCUCCCCAUGUCCGAGAUAAGGAAGAAGAGGUGGACCUGGUGAUGCAAAAAGUUGAAAGCUUAAGGCAAGAACUGCGCAGAACAGAAAGAGCCAAAAAAGAGCUGGAAGUUCGUACAGAAGCUGUAGCUGCUGAAGCAUCUAAAGACAGGAAAUUGCGCGAACAGAGCGAGCACUAUUCUAAGCAACUGGAAAAUGAAUUAGAGGGACUGAAGCAAAAACAAAUUAGUUACUCACCAGGAGUAUGCAGCAUAGAACAUCAGCAAGAAAUAACCAAACUAAAGACUGAUUUGGAAAAGAAAAGUAUCUUUUAUGAAGAAGAAUUGUCCAAGAGAGAAGGAAUACAUGCAAAUGAAAUUAAAAAUCUGAAGAAAGAACUACAUGAUUCAGAAGGCCAGCAACUUGCUCUCAACAAAGAAAUUAUGAUUUUGAAAGACAAAUUGGAAAAAAACAGGAGAGAGAGUCAAAGUGAAAGGGAAGAAUUUGAAAAUGAGUUCACACAACAGUAUGAACGAGAAAAAGUGUUAUUAAUGGAAGAAAAUAAAAAACUGACAAGUGAGCUUGAUAAGCUUACCACUUUGUAUGAGAACUUAAGUACAUGCAAUCAGCAGUUAGAAGAAGAGGUAAAAGAUCUAGCAGACAAGAAGGAGUCAGUUGCACACUGGGAAGCUCAAAUCACAGAAAUAAUUCAGUGGGUCAGUGAUGAAAAGGAUGCACGAGGAUAUCUUCAGGCCUUAGCUUCUAAAAUGACUGAAGAAUUGGAAGCUUUAAGAAACUCCAGCUUGGGUACCCGAGCAACAGAUAUGCCCUGGAAAAUGCGUCGUUUUGCAAAACUGGAUAUGUCAGCUAGACUGGAGUUGCAGUCAGCUCUGGAUGCAGAAAUAAGAGCUAAGCAGGCCAUCCAAGAAGAGCUGAAUAAAGUUAAAGCGUCUAACAUCAUAACAGAACGUAAACUAAAAGAUUCAGAGAAGAAGAACUUGGAACUACUAUCAGAAAUUGAACAACUGAUAAAGGACACUGAAGAGCUUAGAUCUGAAAAGGGUAUAGAGCACCAAGACUCACAGCAUUCUUUCUUGGCAUUUUUGAAUACGCCUACCGAUGCUCUGGAUCAAUUUGAACGCUCUCCAUCCUGUACUCCAGCUAGCAAAGGCAGACGUACUGAUCCCGUUGAGAACACAUAUGUACGGAAUCCGAACGUCAAGUUUUACAUCCAGUCAAGUUCCACAUCUUCCACAUCUAGUGAAGCUGAGCCAGUUAAGACUGUAGACUAUACUCCACUUCCAGUUCACACACCAACCUUAAGGAAAAAGGGAUGCCCUGGUUCAACUGGCUUUCCACCUAAGCGCAAGACUCAUCAGUUUUUUGUCAAAUCUUUUACUACUCCUACCAAAUGUCAUCAGUGUACCUCCUUGAUGGUGGGCUUGAUAAGACAAGGCUGUUCCUGUGAAGUGUGUGGAUUUUCAUGUCACAUAACUUGUGUAAACAAAGCUCCAACUGCUUGUCCAGUUCCUCCUGAACAGACAAAAGGUCCCCUGGGUAUAGAUCCACAGAAAGGAAUAGGAACAGCAUAUGAAGGGCAUGUCAGGAUCCCUAAGCCAGCUGGAGUGAAGAAAGGAUGGCAAAGAGCACUGGCUGUAGUUUGUGAUUUCAAACUCUUUCUGUACGAUAUUGCUGAAGGAAAAGCCUCUCAGCCCAGGGUUGUAGUCAGCCAGGUGAUUGACAUGAGGGAUGAAGAAUUUUCUGUGAGUUCAGUCUUGGCUUCUGAUGUUAUUCAUGCAAGUCGAAAAGACAUACCCUGUAUAUUUAGAGUCACAGCUUCCCAGCUCUCAGCGUCUAAUAACAAAUGUUCAAUCCUGAUGCUAGCAGAUAGUGAGAAUGAGAAGAGUAAAUGGGUGGGAGUGCUGAGUGAAUUGCACAAGAUUUUGAAGAAAAACAAAUUCAGAGACCGCUCAGUGUAUGUUCCCAAAGAGGCUUAUGACAGCACUCUUCCCCUCAUUAAAACGACCCAGGCAGCUGCAAUCAUAGAUCAUGAAAGAAUAGCUUUGGGGAAUGAAGAAGGGUUAUUUGUUGUGCAUGUCACCAAAGAUGAAAUUAUUAGAGUUGGUGACAAUAAGAAGAUUCAUCAGAUUGAACUCAUUCCAAAUGAUCAACUUGUUGCUGUGAUCUCAGGACGAAAUCGUCAUGUACGACUUUUUCCUAUGUCAGCUUUGGAUGGGCGAGAGACUGAUUUUUAUAAAUUGGCAGAAACUAAAGGGUGUCAAACCAUAACUUCUGGAAAAGUACGUCAUGGAGCUCUUACAUGCCUGUGUGUGGCUAUGAAAAGGCAGAUCCUCUGUUAUGAACUAUUUCAGAGCAAGACCCGUCACAGAAAAUUUAAGGAAAUUCAAGUCCCAUGUAAUGUCCAGUGGAUGGCAAUCUUCAGUGAACAACUCUGUGUGGGAUUCCAGUCUGGAUUUCUAAGAUACCCCCUGAAUGGAGAAGGAAGUCCAUACAGUAUGCUCCAUUCAAAUGACCAUACACUCUCAUUUAUUGCACAUCAACCAAUGGAUGCCAUCUGUGCAGUUGAAAUCUCCAGUAAAGAAUAUCUGCUGUGUUUUAACAGCAUUGGGAUAUAUACUGACUGUCAGGGCCGAAGAUCUAGACAACAGGAAUUGAUGUGGCCAGCAAAUCCUUCCUCUUGUUGUUACAAUGCACCGUAUCUCUCAGUGUAUAGUGAAAAUGCAGUUGAUAUCUUUGAUGUGAACUCCAUGGAAUGGAUUCAGACUCUCCCACUCAAAAAGGUUCGACCCUUAAACAGUGAAGGAUCAUUAAAUCUUUUAGGGUUGGAGACGAUUAGAUUAACAUAUUUCAAAAAUAAGAUGGCAGAAGGGGAUGAACUGGUAGUUCCUGAAACAUCAGAUAAUAGUCGGAAACAAAUGGUUAGAAAUAUUAACAAUAAGAGGCGUUAUUCCUUCAGAGUUCCAGAAGAGGAAAGGAUGCAACAAAGGAGGGAGAUGCUGCGAGAUCCAGAAAUGAGAAAUAAAUUAAUUUCCAACCCAACUAAUUUUAACCACAUAGCACACAUGGGUCCGGGAGAUGGAAUACAGAUUCUAAAAGACCUGCCCAUGAACCCUCGGCCUCAGGAAAGUCGGACAGCAUUCAGUGGCUCGGUCAGUAUUCCAUCUGUCACCAAAUCCCGCCCUGAACCUGGUCGCUCCAUGAGUGCCAGCAGCGGCCUGUCAGCAAGGUCAUCCGCACAGAACGGCAGUGCAUUAAAGAGAGAAUUCUCCGGAGGAAGCUCCAGUGCAAAGCGGCAGCCCAUGCCCUCCCCGUCAGAGGGCUCGCUGUCCUCGGGAGGCCUGGACCAGGGAAGUGACGCCCCGGCGGGGGACUACGACGCAGAGGACUCUGAUUCUCCGAGGCAUUCCACAGCUUCCAACAGUUCCAACCUGAGCAGCCCUCCCAGCCCGGUGUCGCCCCGGAAGACCAAGAGCCUCUCCCUGGAGAGCGCCGACCGCGGGAGCUGGGACCCGUGAGUGGCCUCCGCUCUCAGACCAGACGCCGGCAGCGGCCGCUCUGGGCUCCCCUCCGCUCACUCACCCUGUGCUCUCACUGUCAUCCCCCCCCCCCCACCCCUGCCUGGAAGCACCAGGGCCGCAGCAGCAGCAGGCGGGGACUCAGGAAUUCUGCAUCUGGGACUCGCGGCCACGCCCCCUCGACUGAACAGCGACAGCCGUAAAGGCAGACUUUCAUUGAGCAGCUCAGAUUAAUACCGAUUUCAUUUCAUACACUUAGCGUUGCUUUCCAGAAUAUUUCACCCCUCCCCUGAAAGGUAGCUUAAGUAGGCAGAUUACACAAAUGUAAGCGAUAAGAAUAAGAUUAGACAGCCAUUGUUCUCACAGCAGAGUCCCGUUGUAGCCCUGAGACAGCACGUGGGGCUCUCGCCAGUGGGCCCCGGGCACGCCAAGCCCCUUCAGCACCACAGUGAAUGUCGACCUGAUCGUUGCCAGUAAAUCCCUGUUCACUAAAACAAUGCAUAUUUUACUACAAAAUAGAGUUUAACUAAAUACACAAAUGUAGAGCUUAAAUACUGACUGUAUAUAAUAAAAAGCAUCUUGUGUUCAACAAAA
Messenger RNA from Balaenoptera ricei (Rice's whale), 4677 nucleotides. RefSeq names its product serine/threonine-protein kinase MRCK alpha-like. The transcript has 30 exons. Gene Ontology annotation, molecular function: ATP binding; protein serine/threonine kinase activity. Gene Ontology annotation, cellular component: cytoskeleton; cytoplasm; actomyosin. Gene Ontology annotation, biological process: actomyosin structure organization; peptidyl-threonine phosphorylation. NCBI's taxonomy places the organism in Eukaryota, Metazoa, Chordata, Mammalia, Artiodactyla, Balaenopteridae. The record is from RefSeq and is a predicted model, not a curated record. The coding region runs from base 1 to 4083 and encodes 1360 amino acids.